AUGGAGACUGAACAGAACAAACCUUUUGCACAGUGCGCUGCUUCAUGGGAGCUCAGCCUGAUUUUGGUAAAUCUCUGGUGCGAGGCCAGCAAAACUGUGGACUUCAGUAAUGACCACAAAUUCCAGCAAAUGGUGAAGAACCUGGCAGCUGUGCAAAUUUAUCAGCUUGGUGACCUGUGCAAGGAGUGGAUUAAGUGGCUCAAGAGUGACACAGAGCCAACUGUGGUGCACGAUGACCUGGUCAGGUGGGAUGGUGCCUUGCUGGCCCCAACGUCCAGUAUUGGAACUGAUGGGAGCCAGCAGUCAGUAACAAGUGAGGACUAUGAGGUCCCUGUGUUGCUGAAACUGGUCCCAGAGCAGGCUUUGGAACAGGAUCAGCAGCAGCAGCAAAUUCUGGGUCCAUACUCAGAGGAGCUGUUUGAUGCACCGCCUGAGGAACAGCCCCCUGCAGAACCUAGAAGCCAUUUUAGUCGAAUCCAUCAUGGCCUACAGGGGAUUUGUGCAGUGUCGCUGAGGAGCUAUGCUGAUCUAGCUGAUGCUGACAUCACAGUUAUUGGUUCUGGGCCUGGAGGAUAUGUUGCUGCUAUCAAAGCAGCUCAACUUGGCUUUAAGACUGUUUGUGUGGAGAAAAAUGAAACGUUGGGUGGAACCUGUUUGAAUGUUGGCUGCAUUCCUUCCAAGGCUUUGCUGAACAACUCACAUCUGUAUCAUUUGGCCCAUGGAAAGGAUUUUGCUAGUAGAGGAAUUGAAAUUACAGGAAUCCACUUGAAUUUAGAGAAGAUGAUGGAGCAGAAAAGUGGUGCAGUGAAGUCCUUGACAGGUGGAAUUGCCCAUUUGUUUAAACAGAACAAGGUCGUACAUGUGCCUGGAUUUGGAAAAAUAACUGGCAAAAACCAAGUCACAGUAUCCAAAGAGGAUGGUAGCACUCAGGUUAUCAAUACAAAGAAUAUCCUCAUAGCCACGGGUUCAGAAGUUUCUCCGUUCCCUGGAAUUACGAUUGAUGAAGACACAAUUGUAUCAUCAACUGGUGCACUAUCCCUGAAACAAGUCCCUGAAAAGAUGGUUGUAAUUGGUGCAGGAGUCAUUGGUGUGGAGUUGGGUUCAGUUUGGCAGCGUCUUGGUGCAGAUGUGACAGCUGUUGAGUUCUUGGGCCAUGUUGGUGGAAUGGGUAUUGAUAUGGAGAUCUCUAAAAACUUUCAGCGCAUCCUUCAGAAACAAGGACUCAAAUUUAAACUAAAUACCAAGGUUACUGGUGCCACCAAGAGGCCAGAUGGAAAGAUUGAUGUUUCUAUUGAAGCAGCUGCUGGUGGAAAGACAGAAGUAAUCACCUGUGAUGUAUUACUCGUUUGCAUUGGUCGACGUCCUUUUACUCAGAACCUAGGGCUGGAAGAUAUUGGAAUUGAACUUGAUAACAAGGGUAGAAUCCCAAUCAAUACCAGAUUCCAAACCAAAAUUCCAAACAUCUAUGCUAUUGGCGAUGUAGUUGCUGGGCCAAUGUUGGCUCACAAAGCUGAGGAUGAAGGCAUUAUCUGCGCUGAGGGGAUAGCUGGAGGCGCAGUUCACAUUGACUAUAACUGUGUGCCCUCAGUGAUUUACACACACCCUGAAGUUGCCUGGGUUGGCAAAUCAGAGGAACAGUUGAAAGAGGAGGGGACAGAAUACAAAAUUGGAAAGUUUCCAUUUGCUGCUAACAGCAGAGCUAAGACUAAUGCUGACACAGAUGGCUUGGUGAAGAUACUUAGUCAGAAAACAACAGACAGGAUGCUGGGCGCUCACAUUCUAGGCGCAGGUGCUGGGGAGAUGGUUAAUGAAGCUGCUCUUGCUAUGGAAUAUGGAGCAUCAUGUGAAGAUGUAGCCAGAGUUUGCCAUGCCCAUCCAACUGUCUCGGAAGCCUUCAGGGAAGCAAACCUAGCAGCAUCUUUCGGCAAAGCUAUCAACUUCUAAAAUGCAAGCACAAUCGUUUGUACAUAUAUAGCACAUUUCUUCUGAAAAUGGACUGUUGGCUUUUGCAGAAGACUGGGUCUUCUUUGAGUAUUUCUAGAACUGAAUUAAGUGAAUUUCUUUUGUUUAAACAUCAAAUAUUUAAACACAUUUGGUUUGGAACAAGUGGAAUUAUCCAGUCGCUGUAUAUUAAUACACUUAGAAACUUGUUUGUGCAUCAUGGGUAUUUCGGAAAACAAGCUUAAGAGUCAACAAUUAAAAAAACCCAACAUGUCGCUGUUGCACAGCAUAAUGAGGACCGCUGGCCACAACUCAUGGCUAAUACCGUCCUGGUAUCUGGUAUAUUCUUAUUUGAAAUACUGAUAUUCCAGUGGAAUGCUGGCACUUAAAAAUGCCACUGUCACCUGUGCACAAAGAUGUUGUGGCAUUCUUUUAUGUGAAAUCUUUCACUAUAUAUUAACUCUUUUUUCCCCCCUGAAAUGCAGAAACCAAACCUUUUGGUUACUUUGAUCUAGUAGAGUUGGGAUUACUUGGAUGAGGCUAUUUACUGCGGGUGAAUUGAAGCUUAUCUUUAUUUGUAGAAAGCUAAUCUGGCAGUGUUUGUACCCUUUAUCUCCAUGCAUCAUGUUUUCAUAUUGAAAACAUGUCUGUAAAAUUCUACUUUAACUUGCAAAAAAAAUCAAGCGUUUAUGGAGAAAUGAAAAUUCAGUGGAGGAAAAUUAACUGAAUGUUAUUGCCACAUAUGGUAAUCGUAUCAGUCUUCUCAUUUCUAAGGAAUUUUCAUCAUUCAGAGAUGGUUAAAAUUAUCCUGAAGUGCUUUAAAAACA
Messenger RNA from Terrapene triunguis (Three-toed box turtle), 2768 nucleotides. RefSeq names its product dihydrolipoamide dehydrogenase (gene DLD). The transcript has 15 exons. Lineage: Eukaryota; Metazoa; Chordata; Testudines; Emydidae. The record is from RefSeq and is a predicted model, not a curated record. Gene Ontology annotation, cellular component: mitochondrion; oxoglutarate dehydrogenase complex. Gene Ontology annotation, molecular function: flavin adenine dinucleotide binding; dihydrolipoyl dehydrogenase (NADH) activity. Bases 1 to 1944 code for a protein of 647 amino acids.